This is a messenger RNA of Humulus lupulus (European hop), 633 nucleotides long. RefSeq lists its product as uncharacterized. The transcript has a single exon. Bases 1 to 633 code for a protein of 210 amino acids. Lineage: Eukaryota; Viridiplantae; Streptophyta; Magnoliopsida; Rosales; Cannabaceae. The record is from RefSeq and is a predicted model, not a curated record.
AUGGCCGAACAUGAUAAACACCUUCGGUCGGUACUAAAAAAACUCAAGGAAUAUCAGAUGUAUGCAAAGUUCAAGAAAUGUGUGUUUUGGUUGGAAAAGGUAGCCUUUUUAGCUCAUAUAGUGUCUAAAGAUGGAGUGGAAGUGGAUCCUGCUAAAAUCGAAGUUGUAAGGGAUUGGCCAAAACCUAAGAACACAACAGAAGUAAGAAGCUUCUUAGGAUUGGCAGGAUAUUAUAGGAAGUUUUUUGAGGGAUUCUCAAAGAUAGCCACAUGCUUAACAAAUUUUACUCGGAAGCAGCAAAAGUUUAUUUGGAGUGACAGAUGUGAGGAUAGUUUCCAAACAUUGAAAUAUAAGUUAAUAUCUGCACCAGUGCUAUGUGUACCCACCAAUAAGGAUAAGUUUGUGGUAUAUUUCAAUGCAUCUAAAUUAGGGUUGGGAUGUGUGUUAAUGAAAAAUGAAAAGGUAGUAACCUAUGCAUCAAGACAAUUGAAUGAGUAUGAGCAGAGGUACCCCACUCAUGAUCUCGAGUUAGCAACAGUGAUUUUUGCAUUAAAGAUUUGGAGGCACUAUCUAUAUGGAGAGAAGUGUGAAAUCUACAUGGACCAAAAGGGCCUAAAGUACUUCUUCACCUAG